Stereum hirsutum FP-91666 SS1 is the source of this 963-nucleotide messenger RNA. RefSeq lists its product as uncharacterized. The transcript has a single exon. The record is from RefSeq and is a predicted model, not a curated record. Bases 1 to 963 code for a protein of 320 amino acids. Lineage: Eukaryota; Fungi; Basidiomycota; Agaricomycetes; Russulales; Stereaceae.
AUGGCUACCUCUGGCAUCGAUCUCGAGCUCCUGAAGGCAAUGAUGACUCCUCUCCCCGAAACCUUUGGCUCAGAGUCGGAGACCUCUCACGACAGCACGAACCUCGACUAUUCCAUGGAUGAAGGCAGCGUCAAUUCCUUCCUCCUCUCUCUUCUCCCGAACCACGGCGGAUCGUCCGAUGCGAUUGAUAUUUCCGACAUACAAGGUCUCUCGAGGUCCAAUUCGAUGCUGCAUAGGAUGUCCAUCGACAUUCCCGGUACAUCACAAACGCUAGACAUGUACCUCGAGGAUGAUAACGAUGGCGACAGCACCGACGACGACGACUACGCUCAGGUUCCACUCCUCACCCAAAGCUUCUCCUCAUCCACCCUUUCCUCUUCCAUGUCCUCUUCGUCCUCGAUUUCUGGCGGUAUCAUCGACCUCACCACACCCACAAACUUAGAGCUCCAAUCCAACGGACAUGCCCAGUUCCAAUCCAAGUCCCAGAGCCAAACACAGGCCCAAACACCUUUCAUCUCAAACCACACCGUGCUCUUCACCCCUUCUCGCUCAUUCUCGUCCACUCGCAGCCGCAACCUCGCCGCCUCACUCUCACAAAUCCGUGUCAAAGAAGGUUCCGCAGGCGCGACUGUCGAAGGAGACUCUCUCAACCCGUUCGCACCUUCUUUCAGGCCAAAACUGUGGUGGAUCGGAGCGAAACCUCAAGAAGUCCCAGCUGGAAGGAAUAUUGAGGGGCAUUUCUCGCCAAAGGCGAAGAGUUUCUUCACGCCUCCGAGCAAUGUUAACGGCGAGUAUGGGCGUGGACAUGGACGUGGACAUGGAUAUGGAUAUGGGACACGUGAGUCCAUGCCUCCAGCGCCGGUGAUGAUGAUGCCGGCUGUGAGUGAAGGGGCGUAUGAUUAUGGGAAGGGGGUGGAGAGACAAGACUCGUCUUUGAGAAGGCGAAGGAUGGGUUAUUAUUGA